Molecule: messenger RNA, 2286 nt
Organism: Solea senegalensis (Senegalese sole)
Lineage: Eukaryota; Metazoa; Chordata; Actinopteri; Pleuronectiformes; Soleidae
Gene: ei24
Product: EI24 autophagy associated transmembrane protein
Exons: 11
Coding region: 217-1239 (340 amino acids)
Biological process (GO): macroautophagy
Cellular component (GO): endoplasmic reticulum
Source: RefSeq, a predicted model, not a curated record
UUGCGCAGUACGUUUUCCACGGCCCUGGCUGUUGGCUGUUGUGUUGUUGUUGUUUUGACAUUAAAGUGGCUGAAAGAGAAAAAAUAACCAAGUUAAUUAUAUCCAGAUCCUGUUGUAUGAGGUUACUGGGUGAGCCCCUCCCUGCCAUGAGAGCUGACCACAAUAUCACCACCCCCCCCUCCUUCUGCAGUUGAUGGAUCUGCAGCUGGUCCAGAGAUGACAGACAGCGUCAGGGCCUUCCUCCGCAAUGUUGCGACGGGGAUCAAGGACUCCAUAUUGGGGAUUGGAACAAUCUCUAAGCUGGAUACUCGCAUCCAGCAGAAAAGGGAAGAGCAGCGGAGGAGAAGGGCAAGCGGAGCUCUGGCUCAGAGAAGAGCACAGAGCGAGGAGCGCAAACCAGACAAUGAACCUAAAGUAGCCAGCAGGAUUGUUCAGUGCUGUGCCUGGAAUGGAGGAGUGUUCUGGCUCAGUCUGUUUCUCUUCUACCGAGUGUUUAUCCCAUUGCUGCAGACUCUCACAGCAAAGAUCAUCGGUGACCCCUCCCUCCAUGGCAGUGUGUGGUCCUGGUUAGAGUUCAUCCUCACCUCCGUCUUCAGUGCUCUCUGGGUUCUCCCUUUGUUUGUCCUCAGCAAGAUAGUCAACGCCAUCUGGUUCCAGGACAUUGCCGACCUAGCAUUUGAAGUGUCUGGCUGUAAAGCUCAGCCAUUCCCCAGUGUCAGUAAGAUCAUUGCGGACAUGCUGUUUAACCUCCUCCUCCAGGCACUCUUCCUCAUUCAGGGUAUGAUUGUGAGCCUCUUUCCCAUUGAUGCCAUUGGACAGAUGGUUAGUCUCCUGCACAUGUCUCUGCUCUACUCCCUCUACUGCUUUGAGUAUCGCUGGUUCAACCAUGGCAUUGAGAUGCACCAACGGCUGUCUAACAUUGAGAGGAACUGGCCCUAUUACUUCGGUUUUGGUUUACCAAUGGCUCUGCUCACUGCUCUGCCCUCCUCAUACUUCAUCAGUGGCUGCUUGUUCUCCAUCCUCUUUCCUCUAUUCAUCAUUAGUGCUAAUGAGGCUAAGACACCAACUAAGCUAUACCACUUCCAGCUGCGUCUCUUCUCCCUGGUCGUGCUGAUCAGCAACAAGCUUUUCCAUAAAACGGUCCACCUGCAGUCCUCCCUGUCGUCAUCUGCCUCCUCAGAGAGGCUGUCCUCCCCCCACACAUCUCCCUCCCGCCAGAGACUCAUGCCCACCCAGUAAUGGAUCUACGUCCAAGGAGAUGAGGAGUAGCUUCACUCAACAUGGGAAAAAAAGAGGAAGCGAUUCUUCCAGAAGGAUUCCGCUUAAUGAAGACGACGAUGUAGCUUAGGACGAAGGGUCUCUGUGUUUUUAUCUGAUCUAUGGCCCUCUGGUCAUUCAUUUGUAAAAAUUGACUGCCCUGUGCCUCACACUCAAAAAACACAUUAUAUACUCCACUAUAGACUUUUUGUCCUGUGGGUUUUCUUUCUUUAUUUUUUGGAUAUUGUGCCAUUUGAGUGGAUCUCCUUUAGUAAAUCACAGCACAAGAUAGAGGUUUAUUCUGUCUCGACAAACUUGUGACUAAAGGAUUUUUUUACAUUUACUUUUGAUGUGCUUCCUUUGCUUUCUAAAGCAAUGCACACUCUUGUUUUACCCAUAAUACAUGACACGUCACAUCCCCUCCUCAUGUGUCCUCAUGGGUGUCUCUCUUAAAUGAUGGUGCCCCAGCAGUUCCAGGAAUGACCUUAAACGGUUAUGGGGGUGGGGGUAUUUUAUUUUAAAAUGUAGGAGCUGCUAUCAUACGGACUUAGUAUUAGAAAUCAAAUGUUCCACCCGUUGUGUGUUAAUGGAAAGUUUGUCUGGUGCCUCAUCCCAAAUUCAGAUGUAACUCCACUGUCUGAGGAGAUGCACAUUUUAUAAAUGACAAGGUGACACCAGCAAAGUAAAGGCUGCAACAGUGUUUUAGAAAGUGAUAGGUGAGAUAACACUGCCAAACUGCAAUAUUUAUGUUUUGUUAUGUUCACUUCAACAAUUACAAUGCUAAGAUGUGUAGUCAAUAAGUUAACACAAACAUCAAAUACAUUCUGAAUGAAGCAGAAACCCUCCACUAUUUGUCAGCCCACUUAACACGUUUUUACUCACUCACUCAUCAGAGGGGAGGGAUCUUGAGUUUGAAAUGGUGUGCAAUUAUUGUGUGAGGGACACAGUGUUUGUGCAGACUGAUAUUUGUGAGUGAGGUUUUGUAAAAGUUGUGCGUCUAAUUUCAAUAAAGUUGAUCAGUAAUCAAGA